This is a messenger RNA of Kwoniella shivajii, 3960 nucleotides long. RefSeq lists its product as uncharacterized. Bases 1 to 3960 code for a protein of 1319 amino acids. The transcript is spliced from 22 exons. Gene Ontology annotation, cellular component: cytosol; elongator holoenzyme complex. Lineage: Eukaryota; Fungi; Basidiomycota; Tremellomycetes; Tremellales; Cryptococcaceae. Gene Ontology annotation, biological process: tRNA wobble base 5-methoxycarbonylmethyl-2-thiouridinylation. Gene Ontology annotation, molecular function: tRNA binding. The record is from RefSeq and is a predicted model, not a curated record.
AUGCGAUCACUGACCCCGUUGGGAGUACAAAUAUCCUCAUUGGAGCAAUUCGGAUCAUCCAGUAAAGCUGGAAAUAUAGCUAUAAAUCCUGAAGAUGGAACCGUAUACCUCACAACAGAACGAUCAGCAGAAGAAGGUGGAAUUGAAAUAGACAUCUUACAGAUCUCGCCAGAUAACCUGGAACCCGAGAUUAUCGCUUCGUUCACAACACCUGUUCUAGCACCUUUCGACAAACCAGAUUAUUUAGGUGAAUCUCUCGAUUUGCAUUAUCUGCCCGAUGAUAGGAGUAUAGUGAUUCUAUUGGCUGGAGGCGAUAUAGCUACUCUAUCACUGGAAGGAUCAGAUGGUGGUGUAUCACCUGUCGAAGUAGUCGGUUCGAUAGAUAGCGGUAUCAAAGCUGCAGCUUGGGCACCGGAUGAUGAACAACUUGUCUUAGUUACUGGCGAAGAUAACUUAGUUUGUAUGACAAGGCAUUUUGAUGUUAUACAUGAAGAACCACUAAGAUCAGAUGAUUUUGGUGAAGAUAAAUUCAUCAAUGUCGGAUGGGGAUCUAAGACAACUCAAUUUCACGGAUCAUUAGGAAAAGCAGCUGCUAAAGCACCUAUCAAUACAUCUCAAUCAAUAUCACAUCCAACAGAUACAGGUCUACCUGAAAUCACUUUCAGAGGAGAUGCAUCCUAUUUCGCUAUAUCGUCAUUAGAUCCAUAUCCCAACGAAACAGAAAAAGGUAGACGCCAAAUAAGGGUUUAUUCAAGAGAUCCUAAUUCAGGUUUUAUACCUAAAUUAUCAUCUACAUCGGAAAACUUACCUGGAUUAGAAGGGAGUCUGAGUUGGAGACCUUCAGGAAACCUUAUCGCUUCGCUGGUCCGAUAUGGUUAUGAAGGUGGUGGGGAAGGUAGAGAAGGUAAAUGGGAUAUUGCAAUGUUAGAGAGAAAUGGUUUAAGACAUGGGGGAUUUGAAUUAAGAGAAAACCCACAUACUUGGAAAAACGGUAGAGUUAGAGGAAUGAAAUGGAAUAGUGAUAGUGAAGUCUUAGGUAUUUGGAUUGAGAGGGAAGCAAACGAUGUCGUCCAACUUUGGUCAAUGAAGAACUACCACUACUAUCUCAAACAAGAGUUGUUCUCACAUGACUCAUCCUCCACUCGGUUCAGAGGCUUCAAGUGGCACCCAGAACACCCGCUAUCUCUUUACCUGUUCGGCGAAAACUUCGUUCAAAAGCGAACCUUUGUCUGGGAUACUUUUACCGCCAGACUACCCAUGCCGCAUGAUACCGCCUCAGUCGCAGUUGUCGAUGGUCAAAAACUUCUCAUAACACCUUUCCGAACGCAAAACACUCCACCUCCAAUGUCAUCAUAUCAUCUCGCCCUGCCUUCCGUUCCUGUACACGUCAAUCUGUCUGACAUCACAGACUCCUUGUCAGUCCUCUUCGCCGAUGGUUUGGUUCAAGUAUGGGAUCUGAACACACGUCUGCCCGAUCCAAGUUCUGGAAGUCGACUUCGAGGAGGUGGUAAAGUCGCUGAGCCUAAAAUUAGAUAUUCUAAGACAUUGACAGGAGAAAAAAGAGUUGUGAAGCAACUGGCUAUAGGACCGGAAGGAAAGGUCGCGAUCUUAUCUUGGGCUGAGAAGAACGGAGUGGCUGAAUGUAGGAUUGAAAUUGUGGAUGAGAAAGAAGAUACGGAAGUUAUCGAAUUAGAAGACGAUGUUGAAAGAUUGCUGUGGACAGGAGAAGGAGGAUUACUUGUGCUCAAUACUGAAGGCCAACUUACAAGCGUGGCAAGGGAACAACCUGUAGAUGUCACACUAGGUCCUCAUCCAACUGCUCUCUCUUAUUCUGCAUCAUCAGAGCUCAUCUUUGCUCUUUCACCCAAUGCGAAACUCCACUUAGCAUGUCUAUCACCUUCUUCUCCAGCCUCUACUGCAAUCGCAUCGAAUGUUACAUCCUAUACUCUCACCCCCGAUUUCCUGAUAUACACCACUACAUCCCAAACGUCUCAUUAUGCUCCGUUGCCAACAUUGAAACGUCUAGCUCAUGGAGAGGAUCUCUUACCUGAUGAAAUGAUUUGGGAUGAAAGAAGGGUAGAAAGAGGUUCCCUGAUAGUAACAGCAUGUGAAAGUUCGAUGAGUCUAGUAUUACAGAUGCCAAGAGGAAAUCUAGAAACUGUUUAUCCUAGAGCAUUGGUACUAGCUGUUGUGAAACAAGACGUCUUAUCUGGUCAAUAUCGAAACGCUUUCUUGCAAUGUCGAAAACAUAGGUUGGAUCUGAAUAUCCUAUACGAUCUCGAACCAUCAAAAUUCAUGAACAGCUUGAAGGAGUUUGUGGAACAAGUACCGGAAGUAGAUUAUCUGAAUUUGUUCAUCUCUGCUCUGAACUCUUCCGACUCUGCUAGAGUUUUAUACGGUGAACAUAGUCAAGAUCCAUCUUCAUCUUCAUCUAAACCUGUUGACAAAGUCAACUCUCUAUGUGACUCGCUUCGAACCAUACUUGAACAGCGUGGAGUGGAACAAUACGUUGAGACCAUAUUGACUACUCAUGUAUGUAAACAACCAGCAGAUUACGAGUCUGGUCUGAGGGUGCUCUUACGACUUCAAGAGGACCAUCCGGAAAUAGUGGAAGAUGCUAUCAAAUACAUCAUCUUCCUUUCGGAUGUCAAUAAAUUAUACGACGUCGCCUUGGGGAUGUACAAUUUCCAAUUGGUACUCAUGAUUGCUCAAUAUUCGCAAAAGGACCCGAAAGAAUAUCUACCGUUUUUGAGGGAGUUGCGAGCUUUGGAAAAGUGGGAACAGAGAUUCAGGAUUGACGAUCAUCUCGCUCGAAGAGAAAGUGCUUUGAGGAAUUUGAAGCAGUCUGGUCCCGAACAUUUCGAAGAGGCAUCUUCCUAUCUCUCUCGAUACGAGUUAUAUGACGAAGCAUUCAAAUUGUAUUCUGAUGAUAUGGAACAUCUCCAAGUGAUACAUGAUUUAUAUGGAGAUUACCUGUAUGACCGAAGAGACUUCACCGACGCUGCUAUAUCUUAUGUCCUGGCCAAAAACGAGGAGAAAGCUCUGAAAGCAUAUGAAAAGGCUCACGCAUGGAGGGAGCUUUUCGUCUUAUCUAAGAGAUUGGGUAUUGGGAAAGGAAAAACUGUUGAUAUGUGUGGAAGGGUUACUGAUCACCUCGCAUCUAGAGGAAGACACCUUGAAGCCUCACAGAUAUUCAUUGAACAUGCUCAAGAUGUAGAUAGUGCUAUAGAUGUCUUAUGUAGAGGGACUGAAUUCAGUGAAGCCUAUCGACUGGCAUCGUUGCAUUCCCGAUCUGAUUUGAUCGAAUCGAUGAUUCAUCCAGGACUCGAAGAAGCGCAUGAAGUUCUGAUGGAAAUUUUCGAAGAAAUGGAAGGUCAGUUGGAUAAAGAGGUUUCCAGGAUAAAAGAGUUGAGAAAGAUAAGGGAGAAUGAUCCAGAAUCAUUCUACAUCGUGGAUACUGAACCGGCUAUUGAAGGUGUGGACGUAGCUACCAAUGCUACAACUGCCGUGACUGGCUUCACAAGGUACACAGUUGCUCCUACUACUGUUUUCUCGCAAACGACCAAAAUGACUGGUCAAACUGCCAAAUCGAAGCGAGGAAAGAAACGAGCUACAGGAAGAAGAGGUACAGUGGAUGAAUAUGAAUAUCUAGUAGCUAGUAUUGGAAGAUUGCUCAUCAGAGUGGAUGAGAAGAGUGGAGAAGCGACGACCCUUAUCAGACAUCUGAUAUUGGCUACUUCAGAUCAUGUGGAACUUGGAAGAUCAUUACAAGAUACCAUAACAAACUUCCGCGAUAAAUUAGAUAAAAGUAUAGAGUUCGCUUGGGAAGGUAGAGAUGAUAUACUUAAAGAAGUAGUUGAGAGUGGUGGUACGGCAUUAGAAGAUGGUUUAGAAAAGAGUUUGAAUUUGAUUAAACCCGUUGUAGGGGUUUGGAAAGGUGUUGGAAUGUUAUUGGGUUAA